AUGUAUCAGCCUGGAGUAGCUCCCAUGGCCCUCAACAUCCAUCCGGGCUUUGCGUCCAAGUCCGGUGCCAUCACGACUACCCUUCGCUACGCCGAAGACGACCAGUCAGACAUGGUGUCCUCGCCCCCCCGCGCCGCCAGUGGUGGUCGCCAACGCAGUCACUCGAUACAACAAGAGCUGGGCCAGUCGUCGCCGCAAAGGCAAAUGUCGCCUAUCAAAUUGACCGAACCGCUGCCGGCCCUCUACGUCAAGGCCCUGUAUGACUACGACGCCGACGAUCAUACGAGCCUCAGUUUCCGCCAGGGAGACGUCAUCCAAGUUCUCAACCAGCUCGAGACCGGUUGGUGGGAUGGAGUCAUCGGCAAUGUCCGUGGCUGGUUCCCCAGCAACUACUGUGCCAUAGUGACCAACCUCGACGAGAUCGAGGAGCUCAGCUCCCACCGUAUGGUAUCCGAUGCUGGUGACACCAGCGCCGAGUCUGGCCUGGAUGACGAUUAUGAAGACGAACAUGAAGACGAGUUUGAUCUGGAACACCACAACCAGCGCGAUUCUCAACCCAUUCUUCCCAUAGAAGGCACCGGCCCCGGCGAGCAAGAAGAAGCUGCCUUUUGGAUUCCACAGGCCACCCCUGAUGGCCGAUUAUUCUAUUUCAACACCUUGACCGGAACCAGCACCAUGGAACUCCCGCUGGAAAACCCAUUGCUGGCAAACGAGUUUGGUCCCCGCGAUCGCAACAACUUUUUUGUUCCUGACCAGACUCGCCCGCCUCCAGAAAUGAUGGCCCGAGGUGUGGAGCGCGACGAAGACGACUACGAUGGCUCUGGUUCUGAAGGCGAAGGCGAAUCGUUGAUGCUGGCGUCGCGUGACUCUAUUUCCCGCAGACGUCGCUCCUUGUCUGAUGACGUCUCUCCGGCCACCUCCAUGGACUCGUUGAACCCAUCCCCCGUGUCCAAAUCCACCCAACAGAAGUACACCUCCCAAUCUUCCUUCUCACAUCCUUCUGGUCGCCCAUCCAAUGCUUCUUCCAUUCCGCGACACUUUGUAGACGACACGCCUGGCUCUCGCUUGAGCUGGUCUGAUCUGCUGGAAAAUAUGCGCAAUGCUAUCGAAGCCUAUCGACAGGCUAUUCGCAACGGUGACCGCAGCGAAUAUGUCCGAAAAGCAGAAGACAUUUCUGACCACCUUCGCUUGUUGCUCGCCGCGGGCUCGGAUACUACCGAUAAUCACUCUGGAAACCCUUCUAUUAUCUCAUCAAACCGCACCCUUUACCCACAUUUUCGAGACAUGAUGUCCAAGUUUUCUAAACUCGUUUUGUCUUCGCAUAUUGCAACUUCUGAUUGGACAAAUCCUGACUCUGCUGUCAAAUGCUUGCAAGAAGCCGAUGGCGUCUGGCAAGGUGUCUAUGGCUACGUUGAAGUCGCUAGUCAACAGCGUGGCGACAAUAUCAACCGCAUUGUGCCCGGCUUUGUGCUCAACAGCUCAUCAGGCGGUCACUGGAUGAACAAUGGUAUUAAAAACAGCGAAUCUGGCGCUACUUCUUUUCUUGAGCCUGAUGGCCAGGAACUUGGUCAGGAGCCGUCAGUAUCCCUCGAUCUCGCUCUGCUUGAUCAGAUCGACUUGAUGAGGAAGUCACUAGCUCUCAGUAUUAGAAAGCUAGAGGAGCAAUUAGUUCUGAGCCACAAGGCAAUCACCCAAAAACAGCAUCAAACCCUGAGUGAUACCAUUUGUCUUGCCGCUAUUAGUGUUGUGGAAAAAUACCGACCCUGGAUCAUGACGGUUGAGUCGAUCAACCUGGCCCCGCUUGGCACAAGUCUCCAAAACCCACAACUGGUCGACUUUGGCAUGCAGAAACAGCGAGUCUACGAGACUAUUGCCGACCUUGUCCUGAGCUGUCAAUCUGUUUCUGCCCCCUUGGGCGAUGAAUGGGCCGAACUACGAGGAGACUCGCUUGAGGAUCGAUUGAAUGGAGUGCGAAGCGUUACUCGUCAACUCGAGGCCUAUGCCUCGCAAAUUGGGUUUUCUCUGUCUCUUUUGCAAGAGCAGAUUCCUGAGCAAUCGCGUGACUCUAACGACCAGACUCACUUUGUCGAUGACGGCGCAAUGGAUCCCUUCCAAAAGGCAUCGAAUCGUGUCGACCCUGCCAGACGUAAAACUACCGCAUCAGUUGUCCCAGCCUUACCUUUCGGACUUGAUGACGACGGCAAUAAAGUCCGUCGAAACAUGGAAAAAGCCCAGCGCUUCUUUGGCCAAGCUCCCCCAACUACGAUCACGAGAGAGCCUCUCCGUGAACCGGUUGCCGUACCUGAAGAGACACCAUGGUUCUUGAACUUUGACCACGAAGGCGAAGUUUUUUAUGACAACAAAGCCGAUGUGCCCACUCUCAAAUGUGGUACUCUAGAAGGGUUGGUGGAGCAAUUGACUCGUCACGAUAAGCUAGACGCGUCUUUCAACAACACUUUCCUCCUCACGUAUCGCUCGUUCACUACAGCCCCGGAACUUUUUGAUAAGUUGGUUCAACGGUUCAGCAUUCAGCCCCCGUAUGGGUUGACCCCAGAUGAACUACAAAUGUGGGUGGAUCGGAAGCAAAAGCCAAUCCGAUUCCGGGUAGUCAACAUUUUGAAGAGUUGGUUUGAAAAUUUCUGGAUGGAAAUCAACGAUGAAGCAAACAUGAACCUUCUCCGGCAGGUUCAUGAUUUCACCAAAGAUUCGAUUGCUACAACGAAGACCCCAGGAUCCCCACAGCUCUUGGCCGCUGUCGAACAGCGUCUACGCGGCCAAGAUACCACAGUCAAGAAACUUGUCCCCACUCAAAGCAUGCCCAUCCCGAAUCCGAUUCUACCGAAAAAUAUGAAGAAACUCAAGUUCCUCGAUAUUGAUCCGACCGAGUUUGCUAGGCAGCUGACGAUCAUCGAGUCGAGAUUGUACGGGAAAAUCCGUGCAACCGAAUGUCUGAAUAAGACUUGGCAAAAGAAGAUUGCGCUCGGAGAGACUGAGCCCGCUGCCAAUGUCAAGGCAUUGAUCUUACACUCCAACCAGCUUACCAACUGGGUUGCUGAAAUGAUCCUGACUCAGGGCGAUGUCAAAAAGCGUGUCGUUGUCAUUAAACACUUUGUCAACGUUGCCGAUAAAUGUCGAGCUAUGAACAACUAUUCUACGCUUACUUCGAUUAUUUCGGCCCUCGGAACGGCUCCUAUCCAUCGACUGGGCCGGACAUGGACUCAAGUAAGCGGCCGCACGUCGACUGUGCUCGAACAGAUGCGUAGGCUUAUGGCCAGCACGAAGAAUUUCGGUGAAUACAGAGAGACUUUACAUGCCGCUAAUCCUCCUUGUAUUCCAUUUUUCGGUGUAUACCUUACCGAUUUGACUUUUAUCGAAGACGGCAUUCCAUCACACACACCAUCCGACCUCAUCAACUUUAACAAGAGAGCUAAAACGGCCGAGGUUAUCCGAGACAUCCAGCAAUAUCAAAAUGUUCCGUACCAGCUGCAGCCGGUCCAUGAACUGCAGGACUACAUUCUAAGCAACAUGCAAGCAGCUGGUGACGUUCAUGAAAUGUACGACCGCAGCUUGGAAGUAGAACCGAGAGAGCGAGAGGACGAAAAGAUUGCGAGGUAUGGCAAAAACAAUACAGACUCUUCUCCUUCCUCGAACAUGACCAUUGCCUCGAUUGUAGCGGCAAUGCGUUGA
Messenger RNA from Talaromyces rugulosus, 3687 nucleotides. RefSeq lists its product as uncharacterized. The coding region runs from base 1 to 3687 and encodes 1228 amino acids. Gene Ontology annotation, biological process: positive regulation of GTPase activity; Ras protein signal transduction. The transcript has 3 exons. Gene Ontology annotation, molecular function: protein binding; guanyl-nucleotide exchange factor activity. NCBI's taxonomy places the organism in Eukaryota, Fungi, Ascomycota, Eurotiomycetes, Eurotiales, Trichocomaceae. Gene Ontology annotation, cellular component: plasma membrane. The record is from RefSeq and is a predicted model, not a curated record.